AUGCGAACACAGAUCCCAGCUACGCAGCACAUUCCACACGAACGCCAACAGGACAAAUGUUCUCUGAGAAGAAGAACCAAGAACUUCAAAGAGAUAGCAGCUGCACAGGUUGGAGGGGAGGAUAGGAAGAUGGGAUUGCUUAGAUCAAUAGGUAGACAAGACCAAGAUAAUGAAGAAUUUGAUUUCAAUAGAUAUGGAUCUGGAUAUACAUCAGGGUUAAUUGCGUUGGGACACUAUGGUAUACCAUACUUCAUAGUUAGAAAUGUUGCUGGCACCAUAUUGUUUAUUGUGUUUUUGGUAUACAAAUGGAGAAGAAGACAUUCGUCAGUAUAUGAAAGUAUUGAAAAUUAUUUAGAGCAAAAUAGUUUGAUGCCUAUUCGAUACUCAUACAAGGAGAUUAAGAAGAUGGCCAAAGGUUUCAAUGAAAAGUUGGGUGAAGGAGGUUAUGGCUCUGUAUUCAAGGGGAAGUUGCGAAGUGGACCUUCUGUUGCCAUAAAAGUGUUACGAAAUUCAAAAGGUAAAGGAGAAGAUUUUAUCAGUGAAGUUGCAACAAUUGGAAGAAUACAUCACCAAAAUGUAGUGCAUUUAAUUGGAUAUUGUGCUGAGGGCUCGAAACGUGCCCUUGUCUAUGACUUCAUGCUCAAUGGAUCUCUUGACAAAUUUAUAUUUUCUAAAGAAGGGAAUCUAAAUUUAACCUAUGACACAAUACAUGAUAUAGCAAUUGGAGUAGCACGUGGAAUUUCGUAUCUACAUCAUGGGUGUGAGAUGCAGAUUUUGCAUUUUGACAUCAAACCCCACAACAUCCUGCUUGAUGAAAAAUUCACCCCAAAGAUAUCUGAUUUUGGAUUGGCAAAACUAUAUUCAACAGAUAAAAGUGUUGUGAGUAUGACAGCAGCCAGAGGAACAAUUGGGUACAUGGCUCCAGAGUUGUUUUAUAAAAAUGUCGGAAGAAUAUCACAUAAGUCUGAUGUUUAUAGCUUUGGAAUGUUUUUGAUGGAAAUAGCAAGCAAGAGGAAAAACCUAAACCCCCAUGCAGAGCAUUCAAGCCAACUUUACUUUCCCUUUUGGAUUUAUGAUCAACUUGAUAAAGGGAAAGAUAUAGAAAUGGAAGAUGUCACCGAGAAUGAGAACAAAAUUGUAAAAAAGAUGAUCAUAGUUUCACUUUGGUGUAUACAAUUGAAACCAAAUGAUCGCCCUUCCAUGAAUAAAGUAGUGGAAAUGCUUGAAGGAGACUUUGCAAACCUAAAAUUACCUCCAAAACCUUCUCUGUUUCCUCAUGAAACAUUGGAAGAUGAUGAAAGAAUAUCCUCUCAUCAACCAACAUUGUCUGACUUUGUUGGUUCGUCAAGUUAUCCACUUAAGAUUGUCUCAAAUGAAAGUAUGUGAUAGUCUAAAUUAUUUAUUUGCAUCCAACUUAUUUGACUUGAACAUUUUUCCUCUGUAAUGUUUACAUUGUGUGACUUAUUUUUAUACU
Vigna radiata var. radiata (mung bean) is the source of this 1474-nucleotide messenger RNA. RefSeq names its product rust resistance kinase Lr10-like. Lineage: Eukaryota; Viridiplantae; Streptophyta; Magnoliopsida; Fabales; Fabaceae. The record is from RefSeq and is a predicted model, not a curated record. The coding region runs from base 1 to 1386 and encodes 461 amino acids. The transcript has 2 exons. Gene Ontology annotation, biological process: protein phosphorylation. Gene Ontology annotation, molecular function: ATP binding; protein kinase activity.